CACGUCCCCGUGGUUGGUCGUCUGCUGCUCACUGUGACGGACGUUUGGAGGCUACAGGUUCUCAUGUCAGAGCAUAAAAAAAUCAUCAGAUGACGCUGAGAUGAAUCACAAGAUUAGAGGCUGAUUGAUAAUCUACAAGCAUGGCAGGUUGAGCCGGCUAUUUUUAGCGGGAUUUGUAUCUGUGUCAAGGUCACCUCAGUAGAGAUGCAGGGAAUUUAAACAAGGCGUCCCCCACAGGCUCUCUCGUCCUUGACUUCCGACCUUGACCCCCCGCCCCCACGAUGGCAGAGGAUAAAAAAGGCAACGAUACAAUGAAGGAGCUGAGAGAUUGGCUUGUGACGAAAUGCCGGCUUCCCGGCUUCGGGAACGACCACGACAGAAACACUUCCGGUCGCAGGGGAGGGCGCGGGGCAAGCGGCGACAGGGGUCCGGUACAGCCGCAGCAGUUCUCGACGAACAUCGUCACGCCGAGGACCAUCCCCCAGUUCAUCAUCCCCGGGUCCAACGACUCGUCCAGACAGCCCAGCAUCGGCUCCAACGACGACCUGGUCAGCCACUCCAGCGGCGAGCCGAGCGUGACGUCAUGGUCAGCUUCUACCAGCCCGGGGGUGUCCCCGCGGUCGUCCUUCUCCGCUUUGGCCGCGCCGGAAAACAGUUUGGUCCGCAUCCGCUCCGCUCCCGUCUCGCCUCGGAGAGACUCUCACGGGUUUCUGCGAGAUUUCGGGAUGAGAUCCAUGUCGAACCUGCCUCACGUGCAGGUAGAUCAAGCCCCAGCGGCUAACGGCCACUCCCCCUCUACACCCCACAAGCUCUCAGCCUGCCGCACCAAAACCUACAACGACACCAAAGAAGCCGCCACCCCCGCAAGGAAAGGAUCUUUAACUAUCCCGACUUCAGAGUUCCGGUCACGGCCUAGAAGAAUGCACCGGUCGUUUCAAGACUUCUACGUCCCGGAUGAACGGUUCACCUCCAACGAUUUGCUUCACGUCAACCACCUGACCGCCGAAUACAGGGGAAACUACUCCGGGCUCACGGAUAAAAACGAGUACUUGCCCAUGAAAGAAUCGUUUCGUCGUUCGCAGCGCUACUACCGCAGGCGGUCGUCGCUGGUGACCAACGACGUCAUGCGGCUGUUGUACCACAACCAAUCAGGCGAUGCCGGGGGGUGCACGAACGGGAGCCCCCCGCAACUGAAGACCAGGAAACAGCUGGCGCCCAUUGACCCGUUCCAGGACAAGAGACACUCCUCCCCAGAGGUGAGCGUGGUGGAGAAGAAACCCAUCGUGGAGAGAUCUCACUCUUUGGAGAAACCAAAGUCCAGCUCCCUCAUCAACCUCAUCGCCUCUCACCCACCGGCCGAAGAACAGCCCGCACCUAAGGCAAAAACUGAAACAGAACGCGGCGACGUCAAGUUCUCGUUUCAAUAUUUCCCGGCUACAAAAAGACUCAAGGUCAUCCUCAUUCGGGCGGAAGGCCUUCGUUUUCCGGAAAAACCCGAUCUGGUUUUAAACCCAUUUUUCAAAAUCUGCCUUAUGCCGGGGAAAUUGCAAAAACAAUGCUCCGAACCUGCGCGUCAGACAUGCGCACCGAACCUAGACAAGGAGUUUUUCUUUACGGAUCUUAACCUGGACGAAAUGAAGAGUUUGAGGUUGAGGAUUUUGGCCUUCCAUAAAGCUCAUCACCUCAAGCUCCCUGAGUACCUCGGUGAGUUGAACGUGCCUUUAUCCAACUACGAUCUACUCAUGGAGAAUCGCAUGUGGAACGACCUCCAUUUUAAACCUUACAAAAAGGAUCUCGGGCACCUGCAGGUGGAGCUGAUGCUGGACUCCAAGCUCUGCAGGCUGUCUGUGGGCGUGAACCAAGCCAGAGGUCUACCUAGCCAACACCUGACAGG
Physella acuta is the source of this 1894-nucleotide messenger RNA. RefSeq names its product synaptotagmin-16. Gene Ontology annotation, cellular component: plasma membrane; exocytic vesicle. The record is from RefSeq and is a predicted model, not a curated record. Gene Ontology annotation, molecular function: calcium ion binding; clathrin binding; phosphatidylserine binding. NCBI's taxonomy places the organism in Eukaryota, Metazoa, Mollusca, Gastropoda, Physidae. Gene Ontology annotation, biological process: calcium-ion regulated exocytosis.